Papaver somniferum (opium poppy) is the source of this 3443-nucleotide messenger RNA. Its product is annotated as protein STRUBBELIG-RECEPTOR FAMILY 3-like. Bases 584 to 2986 code for a protein of 800 amino acids. The transcript is spliced from 17 exons. The record is from RefSeq and is a predicted model, not a curated record. Gene Ontology annotation, molecular function: protein kinase activity; protein binding; ATP binding. Lineage: Eukaryota; Viridiplantae; Streptophyta; Magnoliopsida; Ranunculales; Papaveraceae. Gene Ontology annotation, biological process: protein phosphorylation.
GACUUUUUUUUAUAUACUACCACCACUGCUAGUACUACUAACUGAGUUAGAGACAGAGAGAGAAGAAAAAAAAGAGAGAGAGAAACUUAAACUAAAAACAGCAGAGAAACAAAAAGAUCAGACCCUUCUGUAAAUUGUCUGUACCUCUCUGUAUACCUUUUCUUUCUCUAUCUCAUCAUCAUCAUCAUCAGUUUUCUUACAAAAGGUUAGGGUUUCUAAGUUCUUCUUUCUCGAUUCCUUCGUUUAUCUUUUCUUGAAAUUCCAUCUUUUUCUGUGUGCUUCUUGAUUGGUCUGGUUUUCAUGGAAUCUUAACUUCUAAGUUUACCUACAAGAUUCUUCUCAGAAAUCUUAUCAUUUCAGUUUCAUCCAGUUAACAAGUUUAACUGGUACACGUCUUCAAAAGUUACCAAUUCAAGUUUUCUUUCCUCACUUCUUUUUCUUAAUCCUGAGAUCGGUUAGAUUUGUGAUUUUUGAUUUUUGGAUUGGGGAGGCUAUUCAUGGUUCAGUUUAUGUUUCGUUAGAUGAAUCCAGAGCAGCAAAUUUGAGGUUUGUGGACUGAAGGAAAAAAGAAAAAAGGAAGAAGAUGGCAAUGAACUACUCAAAUUGGGAUAUAUGUAAGCUGGUAUUGGUGGGAUUGUUGGUGAUUUUAACCAAACAGAUUACUUAUGGUUACACCAACGAUAAAGAUGUGGCUGCAAUGAAUAUCCUGUAUGCUGAUUUGGGUAAGCCCGUGCUUCCUGGAUGGAUUCCAAAUGGAGGAGACCCAUGUUUAGAGGCCUGGCAAGGUGUUACAUGCGUGGACUCAAACAUAACCUCAAUAAUUCUCAAUGCUGCUACUAUUAAUGGAACGCUUGGGGAAAGCUUAGGUUCCUUUACUGCUUUAGAAACUCUAGAUUUUAGCAACAACCAGAUUGGAGGGAGUCUUCCAGCUAGUUUACCCGUUACUAUGAAGAGCUUGUUUCUUUCAGCAAACCAGCUCUCAGGAAGCAUCCCUAGUUCUUUAUCUUCCCUAAUGCAACUCUCAGCGAUGUCGUUAAACGACAAUCAUUUAAGCGGAGAAAUACCAGAUGCCUUUAUGGCCUUUCCAGGAUUAGUAAAUUUGGAUCUGUCCGGUAACAAUUUAACUGGUGAACUUCCACCAACAAUUGAAAGUUUGUCAUCUCUGACAACAUUCCAUUUACAGGAUAAUCAAUUAUCUGGAACUCUUGAUGUUUUACAAGACCUUCCUCUGAGCGACCUGAAUGUAGAAAAUAACCUGUUCUCUGGCUCUAUACCUGAAAAGUUACUGAGCAUACCAAAUUUUAAAACGAGUGGGAACCUGUUCAACACUACUUCUGCCCCUGAGUCGUCACCCGCAGAUGCCCCUGCACCACCACUUCCAGACCCUACUCUUAUUCCACCUAUCACGCGGGCACCACCUUUUUUUAAAGGAGGGUCCCCAUCUUCCGAAGGCCCACCUGCGAAACAGGCAAGUGGAACAUCCACACAGGACGGAUCAAGUCCUGCAAGUACAAAAAAAACAUUUUCAAAGAAACAGAUUGUGGGCAUUGCAGUAGCAGGGGGGUUAAUUAUUCUCAUAAUUAUAUUUGGACUUGUCCUUAUUUAUUUAAGAUGUUGCCGAAGAAGUCAAGAUGCCUACAUAAACACCACAUGGCCUGAAAGAGGUCCGUCUAAUGUCCCAGUUGAGAAAUCUAAAGACAGUGUCAUCUCAGGACGACCUAACCGUCAAACAGAAACAGUUCCGGGAAAACAAAUUACGAACCGAAAAGAGGAACAUGCUGUAGCUAAUAGAAGAACUGAGGAUAUUCCGGUUGCAAGGAACAAACAGGAGAUGGAGACUAAAAGAAUUGAAGCAAUUCCGCAACGGAACAAACAGGAGAUGGAGAUGAAGAGAGUCGAAGCGAUUCCACAGAAAAAGCAUGUACUUGAUAUAGAUAGGUCCUGGUCAGGAUUGGAUGCUUUUAUGAUCCCGCCUCCUCCUCCCCCACCCCCUCCCCCUCCUCCCCCUGCUGCGCAAGUCGUUGCAAAUCCAAUUUCUUCCUCAGAAGUAACUACAGCAAUCUCUCCUCCCAGAAAUCUGAUACCUCCGACUUCUGUGAGGCCUUUUACUGUUGCAUCCUUACAACAGUAUACAAACAGCUUCUCUCAGGAGAAUUUGAUUGGAGGAGGUAGGCUGGGCAGUGUUUACCGAGCAGAACUCCCUGAUGGGAAGUUGUUGGCAGUUAAGAAAUUGGAUAAUGUUCGGCUAGAUGAUGAAAAGUUUCUUGAGCUAGUGUCAAGUAUCUCUAAACUUCAGCAUGUCAAUGUGGUCGAGCUUGUGGGGUACUGUUUGGAGCAUGGGCAACGAUUGCUCAUCUACGAGUACUGUAGUAAUGGAACUCUCAAUGAUUCCCUUCACUCAUAUGAUGAGGCCAGUAGGACUCUCUCUUGGAAUGUUCGCAUUCGGAUGGCCCUUGGAGCAGCAAGAGCUCUCGAGUAUCUACAUGAGACCUGUCAACCACCUGUCGUGCACCGAAAUUUUAAGGCUGCAAAUGUUCUGCUUGACGAUGAGCUCACUGUGCGUGUCUCAGAUUGUGGGUUGGCUCCUUUAUUAAUGUCAGGCGCUGUUAGUCAGUUGUCAGGACAUCUCUCAACUACCUAUGGAUAUGGUGCCCCAGAAUUCGAAACUGGAACUUACACUCAUCAGAGUGAUGUUUACAGCUUUGGAGUGGUUAUGUUAGAACUUCUUACCGGGCGUAAGUCGUAUGACAGGUCAAGGCCUCGAGGUGAGCAUUUCUUGGUCAGAUGGGCAAUGCCUCAGCUUCACGAUAUUGAAGCACUGUCAAAAAUGGUUGAUCCUUCUUUAAAUGGAAAUUAUCCUGCUAAAUCGUUGUCGCGGUUUGCGGACAUUAUUUCUUUAUGUGUUCAGUCUGAACCAGAGUUCCGCCCUCCUAUGUCUGAGAUAGUUCAAAACCUCGUACAAAUGAUACAGAGAGGGAGCCCCUAGAGUUGAAUGCAUUAGUUAGAUUGAUAACAAACUUUGCGUGUUCUGGCAAAAGUGUGAAUCGUGAACAAGCCAUCCCUACAAAAAGCUUCUUUCAUGUAAACACUACAAUACGUUGCCUCUGACAACAUAGACAAUGUUCAUACACCGAAGUAUUCUUCGAAGGAGCGAUUCAAAGUGGCCCACUACAUAUAGAAGUUCUUUGGUCUCACAGGUUCGUUUCUUCCGAUUUGUUGGGAUAGUGCUCGUUAAACAUAGGAACAAAUGAUUUGUAUUUGCAUAAUUCCGCUAAUCCAUUAUUUUGCUGUAGAUGUGUGUGAUUAGCUUUGUAGAUGUGUGUGAUUAGCUUUGUAGCUCUCAUUAUUGGCUAUUGCUAUUGUGUAAAUGUAACUUCAAGUGUAUUUUCUCAUAAUUAAGUAAAGAAAAAUGAUGGCCUUCACUUCUCCAUUGUUUUCUUUUU